AUGUCAACUUAUGGAAACGCAUCGACGUUUAUGUCGUCUUUCAAUGAGGCGAGCUGGCUCGGUGAUAAGACAUUCGACCAGCUGUCAUCUGGCCACAAGCUACUUGGGACCAUCUUGGUUGGCUUGACCCUGACAUGGAUUUUGUCUCACUUGACGACAAAAACAAACGACCUUCCAAUGAUUAAUGCUCCCAGGUUCUGGGAACCUCGGCUUCUGGUCCAACUGUCCUUUCUAUUCAAAGCAAGAAAGUUGGUGGCAGAGGGACUGAAGCUGCAACGCGCAUUCCGCAUCCUGACUGACAUUGGCGUCAUCACGGUGCUACCGUCAGAGUUCGCAGACGAAAUUCGCAGCGACUCCCGAUUGAGCUAUCCUCAAGUGAUAACGGAGAACUUUCAUGCGCGUUUUCCCGGCUUUGAAGGGUUCCGCGAAGGCACCACAGAUGCGACUCUGAGCCGUGACAUUGCCAGAAAACAUCUUACUCAAUCACUUGACAAGGUGACAGGCGCUCUUGCGGAGGAAUGUACCGCUGCGCUGCAAGACCAUUUCCCGGAUGUGCCAGAAUGGCAGGAGAUUAACCUUCGUGAACAUGUGCUGUUGCUCGUGGCGCGCCUAUCCUCACGCGUCUUUCUUGGGGAGGAAGUCACAAGAGAUAGCGCGUGGAUCAAAAUCACGACAGAGUAUACCACGGAUGCCUAUGUGGCUGCGAAGAUUCUUCGUCUGUGGCCAGCAAGUCUGCGUCCGGUUGUCCAUUGGUUUCUGCCAUGCUGUAUCAAGCUGCGGCGUCACGUCGCUAAAGCCAGAACCAUCAUCGUCGCGACCAUCGAGCAACGCCGGCAGGCCAAAGAAGCAGCCGUCAAGUCUGGAAGUCCUGUCCCAGUCUUUAACGAUGUCAUAGAAUGGCUUGAACAGGACUCCGACGAGAAGACGAGCAACUAUGACCCUGUCGUGGCACAACUCAUCUUAUCUCAGGCAGCGAUUCACACAACGACAGACUUGCUGACACAAGCCAUCCUCGAAAUUGCCGCUAAUCCAGACAUCAUAGCGCCGCUGCGCGAGGAAGUCGGUCAAAUAGUGGGCAAAAGCGGAUGGAGCAAGGCAUCGCUCUACGAAAUGAAGCUUACCGAUAGCGUGCUGAAAGAGAGCCAGCGUAGGAAACCGCUUGCGAUGACUUUCAUGCACCGUUUAGUCCUCGAGGAUGUCAGGCUUUCCAAUGGGGACAGGAUCCCAAGCGGGAGCGUCAUCGGCGUGUCGGCGAACAAAUUGUGGGAUCCAGCCGUACAUGAGAAUCCGGAGAAGUUCGACGGAUACCGAUUCGUGCGCAUGCGCGACAGCGCCGACAGCAAGCAGGCGAACCAGGCGCACCUUGUCAGCACCAGCCCGAACCACCUAGCUUUCGGCCAUGGCAAACAUGCGUGUGCCGGCCGCUUCUUCGCCGCGCAUGAGUCAAAGAUGGCGCUUGCCAAUUUGCUGUUGAGAUAUGAUUGGAAACUUGCGCCGGUCUCGGCUAACGAAAAGCCUGUCGAGUUUGGCCUGGUGCUUGUUGCGAAUCCAAAGGCGAGGAUAUGUAUUCGCAGACGGCAAAACGCAUGA
This is a messenger RNA of Colletotrichum destructivum, 1590 nucleotides long. Its product is annotated as Putative cytochrome P450. Lineage: Eukaryota; Fungi; Ascomycota; Sordariomycetes; Glomerellales; Glomerellaceae. The transcript has 5 exons. The record is from RefSeq and is a predicted model, not a curated record. The coding region runs from base 1 to 1590 and encodes 529 amino acids. Gene Ontology annotation, molecular function: oxidoreductase activity, acting on paired donors, with incorporation or reduction of molecular oxygen; monooxygenase activity; iron ion binding.